Messenger RNA from Schistocerca gregaria, 1104 nucleotides. Its product is annotated as radial spoke head 14 homolog. The record is from RefSeq and is a predicted model, not a curated record. Lineage: Eukaryota; Metazoa; Arthropoda; Insecta; Orthoptera; Acrididae. The coding region runs from base 1 to 1104 and encodes 367 amino acids. Gene Ontology annotation, molecular function: protein binding. The transcript has a single exon.
AUGGGAAGAAUUCUUGACAGAGAGCUGAAGCGUCAACUUAGACUACAGUCGCACAAGCCUCCGUUUCUACCUAUCGUUUCCGCUAUCCCUUGCCUUUAUGCACCAUACGUUGACGCUACUAGAUCCAGAGUAGCAUUUGGAAGAAGAGCUCUGCCUAAACUAUUAAAAGAGUUGCACCAUCCUGAUAAACUUCUUGUGCGGCAAGCUCUCAACUCCCUCUCAGAUUUGGUAUACGAUCCUGAGAAAGCCUAUGAAGCUGUGAAACUAAACGUCAUAGCAAGAGUUCAAGACCUUCUUACAAGUGAAGACGUUUACAUACGAGACCGGUGCUGCGCUAUAUUAGUGACAAUCGCUGACCAAGCGAUUGGAAAAGAGGCAAUAAUUAAAAAUGACAAGGCACUGGAAAAUAUCUUGAAGUUAAUGGGUGACGAAGAGCUUGGUGUUCGUUACAAGGCGUCUUUAGCAUUUGAAAUCACAACUAGCUAUUGGGUUGUUACAGAUGUGUCAAUUAAGAAAUGGGUUCUCCCAAUAAUUUUACAUCGCUUGGAUGUGGAAGAAGAUCCUGAUGUAGUAAAGAUUCAUCUACGAACUCUUCUUUCAAUCUUACAACGAGGUGUCAAUAAAGAAGCGGUAGAGCUGGGAGCUAUGAAAAUACUUCUUAAAUAUAUCUAUUAUCUCAGAGAUGAGGUCCGCCACUAUGCCAUUGCAUGUCUUGCGUCUCUGGUAUCAGAACAUACAGGUUUGGAAUUAUCAAUUGACACAGGUCUCGUUCUUCAACUUAAGGAAAGAUUAUUUGACCACUCAGUGGAAGUAAGAUCAAAGACUGCCGCUUGUGUUUCCUUCAUAGCUGUUCCACCAGAUCCGAAGAUACAAGUCUCAGAGCUUGGUAUUACCGAUGAACUUCUCUCUUUAGCUGCAAAUCAUCCCAACGAAGAAUUGCAAAUUAAUGCUGUUAAAGUACUGACAAAUAUUGCUGAGACACCUAAGGGAAGAAUCUAUUUAAGUGAUAAACUACAGCUUAUAGAAAACAUUACCACAGGUGAUUCUGAGAAACUAGAAAGGCAUAUUGACACACUUGUAAAAGUUAUAAAGUGGAAACCAUGA